AUGCAGGUUAAGCGUCGAACAUCACUUCUGCCGAUCUCCACGUUGAUUCGCAUCAAAAAGAAGACCAAGUUGCACACAGAGGAACUACAACAAAUGUAUGAGCGCUUUUGCAAGCAGUAUCCUGGCGGAACCGCUAACCUGGACCAAUUUAAGGAUGUCUAUGAGACCUUCUAUCCUGGUUCGCGAGUAACAGAAUUUUCACAAUUAAUUUUUCAAAAUAUUGAUGCCGACUCGAAUGGGAACGUUACCUUUGAGGAGUAUUUGUGCGCCUUUGUAAUGAUUAACCGGGGUUCGCCUGAACAGAAGAUUAAUUGGAUAUUUAAUUUAUAUGAUGCAAACAAUGAUGGUUUAAUAUCUUCGGAAGAAUUUCUCCACCUGCUUCAGUCAGCUUGCUGUUACGUAUUGGUUGAUUCCAUACGAGCAGCCAAGGUAAUGAUGGAGAAUUCGGAGAACCCGGCCGACAGCUAUGAACGCGAAUGCAUCAGCAGCGGUGUGUCCUGCAUGCGUUAG
Dibothriocephalus latus is the source of this 510-nucleotide messenger RNA. The record is from the annotation of a GenBank genome assembly. NCBI's taxonomy places the organism in Eukaryota, Metazoa, Platyhelminthes, Cestoda, Diphyllobothriidea, Diphyllobothriidae.